CGCCAGCGCCUCCCGCCACAGCGCUUGCCGCGCGUCCUCGCCCGCAGCAGCGGCCCCGCGAUGGCUGCUCCGCGCCGCCGGCCGCUCCCGCGCGGGCCCCCGCGGGCGGAGCGCCAGGCUCCCGGGCGCAGCAGCGGGCCCGGCACGCGGCUCCGCGCCCGCCAGCACCUUCACCAUGAUCUGAAUGCACUCGAGGGAGCAGCCGGCCACAGGGAUUAGAACAUUCUGUACUUUGCUUUUGAAACAACUGGCAAAAGAAAAUGGAUGGCUUUUUAGACUACAGUACAAAGAACUUCUCUUCAGCCAAUAUGUCUAAUGUCUUAUCUGGCAAAUUGGACUACCAAUUCAACACCACUGGUAGUCCUCCUUCAAUGUCAAUAAGUAGGCUUUUCCCAGCCCUGUUACAGUGCUUUGGCAUAAUCCUUUGUGGAUACAUAGCUGGAAGAGCCAACAUCAUCACAUCAACUCAGGCCAAAGGUCUGGGAAAUUUUGUCUCCCGCUUUGCACUCCCAGCUUUACUAUUCAAAAAUAUGGUAAUACUUAAUUUUUCUAAUGUGAACUGGUCCUUCCUUUACAGCAUCCUAGUUGCCAAAGCUUCUGUAUUUUUCUUAGUCUGCAUUUUAACAUUAUUGGUAGCCAGUCCUGAAAGUCGAUUUAGCAAAGCGGGUUUGUUCCCUAUUUUUGCAACACAAAGCAAUGACUUUGCACUGGGAUAUCCAAUAGUUGAAGCUCUGUAUCAAGCCACUUACCCAGAAUAUCUCCAAUACAUUUACCUAGUGGCUCCAAUUUCUCUUAUGAUUUUAAACCCUGUUGGAUUUAUCUUCUGUGAAAUCCAGAAAUGGAGACAGAAUCGCAGUACGUCACAUAACAAAAUCAAAAUAGUGGGACUUGCUUUGCUUCGAGUGUUGCAGAACCCAAUAGUAUUCAUGGUCUUCAUAGGAAUUGCCUCAAAUUUUAUUCUUGGCCAGAAGAUUCCAGUAUACCUUGAAAACUUCCUUGAUGGACUAGCCAGUUCAUUUUCUGGUUCAGCACUUUUUUAUCUUGGACUCACCAUGGUGGGACAAAUAAAAAAACUGACAAAGGGUAUGUUUAUUGCACUGAUUCUUCUCAUCACAGCUAAACUACUGAUGAUGCCAUUUCUCUGCAGAGAAAUGGUGGAAUUGUUGGACAAGAGUGACAGCUUAGUCAACCACACCAGUUUAUCAAACUAUGCAUUUCUGUAUGGAAUCUUUCCAGCAGCACCAGGCGUGGCUAUCUUUGCAUCUCAGUUUAACAUGGAAGUAGAAAUUAUUACCUCAGGAAUGGUGAUAAGCACUUUUGUGUCUGCUCCUAUCAUGUACGUUUCUGCUUGGCUGCUAACCAUUCCGUCUAUGGAUCCAAAGCCACUAGCAUCAGCAAUCCAGAACGUUAGCUUUGAUAUCAGCAUUGUCAGCCUUGUCUCCUUGAUAUGGUCUCUAGCUGUCAUUCUUUUAAGUAAGAAGUAUAGACAGCUUCCUCAUAUGCUUACAACAAAUUUACUUGUUGCUCAGUUUAUUGCUUGUAUUGGAAUGGUGACAUGGAAUUUCAUUAUUAAAGAGAGAGACAUCACUGUGCAGAUCCUCAUAUUUAGCUUGCUGUAUAGCUCUCUUUAUAGUACCUACUUGUGGACAGGUCUCCUAUCCUUCUCUUUAUUCAUGUUAAAGAAAAGAGAAGUGUUAAAAAUUCCUGCUGGAUACAUCAUCCUGACAGGAUGGGGCAUCCCAACACUGCUAGUGGGUAUCUUAUUAAUUCUUGGUGAACGUAACAAUGAUAGCAUCGACUCAGCAUUUUUUUAUGGCAAAUACCAGAUAAUUACUACAGCAGUGACUCUAUUCAUCAGCUUAUUGAUGUCAGGCAUUUCCCUUAUGUGCAUGAAUCGAAAUAGACAGGAAUCAAACUAUGAAGUCUUGAACCCAUAUUCAUCUAAUAGCCAAAUAGAAGAACCUGAAAGAGAAAGGAAUGAAGAAAGCCAGGCAUCAGUUGAUGUCUCCCAGACUUUCACAGAUACCUCUGCAGAAAGAGGUUGCUGCUCAUGCCAAACAGCGAAUGGUGGAUUACACUACUCCAGAGAAUGUGAGCCAGUGUCAAAGGCUAAUACUGAUGGUAGUGAGGAUCCUUCAACUGAGACGGAUCAAUGUGCAAACCAGUGUAGUGCUCAAACCUGCAUAUUGGCACAGGAAGAACAACUUCUACAGACUGGAGACAAACAGCUGGCUAGACAUGUGCUGCUGUGUUUACUUCUCAUCGUGGGCCUGUUGGCUAAUCUGUCCAGCUGCUUCUGGUGGUUGUUCAACCAAGAGCCAGGAAGGCUGUAUGUGGAAUUGCAGUUCUUUUGCGCAGUAUUUAAUUUUGGACAGGGCUUCAUUUCAUUUGGUAUCUUUGGUUUAGAUAAACAUCUAAUCAUUCUGCCAUUCAAAAGAAGAUUUGAAUUCCUCUGGGGUGGUAGAACAACAGCAGAACAUACAGAUUCCUCUGUUCCUGAGGAAAUCAGAAUGACAUGCCAACAGUUUGUUCGCUAUCAUAGAGAUCACUGUGUCAGGAGCAUUGUCAAAGACAGAAGGUGUGGUGCAAAGAUCUCAACUGGUAUCUUCUUUGGCUGUGACCUGGUGAACUGGCUUAUCCAAGUUGGCCUUGCCUCUGACCGUGGUGAAGCUGUGAUGUACGGAGACAGACUGGUGAAAGGAGGAGUUGUCCAGCAUAUUACCAGCGAAUUUGAAUUUCGGGAUGAGUACUUGUACUACCGCUUUGUUCGUAAGAGGUCUGCUGUGAAUGAGAGGUACUAACCUGGGCAAGUACUCAAAAGAGAAUCAAGAGCAAGCAAGUUCAUCUCCCCUGCUCUGACUGCUGACACCUGAUGCAUUCUGUUUCUUCUGAUUCCUGCAGAAUUCUGUUUCUCACUUGUAAUGCAUAAGAAAUGCUGGUUCUGCCUGUCUCUCACUCCCAAAAAACUAUAGCUAAUGACCUUCUUUGAAUGCUCACUCACGCCAACAUCUAUGUUAAAUAACGUAACUUAAACCAGUAGAAGAUACUUGUCAUCAGCUAUUUUUCCAGUUUGAACAAAACAAACAGGAGUUAAAAGAUUCCUUCCCUCAUUAUAUCCACGAACAAUAUCAGUGAAACAGCUGAUAGUUGCCAGUGCCAUAUAGAAAAUGUAUGCAUUCUAGUGGGAUUAUAUUCUGUAUUUUACCAUGUUUUAUGCAUUUACUCUGGUGAGUCUUGACCGUUAGUUAAGAUAGUUUCAAUGAGUUUCUCCAUUGAUUUAAUGGAGCCAGUCUUUCCUUCUACUGCCCUUCCACCAUCUUCCUCUUCUAAUCACUUUGUACACUUGCAUAAAAAUUAGGAACUUUUGCUCAACUGUUUAUUUAUUAGCUUAGGUAUUUUAUUCCUCCCAUAAACAUGGAAUCCUUUGCUUUUAAUGACAUAAUUGCUGUGAAUAUGAUUUAUGUCAAAGGAUUAGGAGCAGAAAUUAGCAGCUGAACAAAUAACAACAAAGAUCCUGGUUUUAUACAAAUUAAUCAAGUCUGAAAGAGACAAAACAUGUGCAGAAACAAAAAAAGAUGGAACUAAUUUUAAACAAUUUGUUAUCCAGGGUGUUUUUUCCAUUUGAUGCAUGUAACUCUGUAAAAAGAGAAUGAUUAUCAGAUUAUUCAUUCCUUCUGAGUAUCAAGUCUUUCAUUUUCAAAAUCUGGAGGUAGUAAGCUACUUUGGAGAGUUGAAGCAGUGGGUAUUUAUGCAAAUCAGGUCCAGAACAUUUAACAAAGUAUAAAAACUUUUAAACUAGAUGCUCUGACUUUUAAAUUUAUCUAAAGAAAACUUAUGGAAUUUCUGAACAUGAUUUUAGAGUUUCUAAGGAUUUAAAAAAAUAAUAUUAACUUUCUUGCCAAAUAUUUCUUUCAUGGAUAUAAGGUAAACAAAUUCUUCUAAGACUCGGAUAUCUCCCUAAAAGUUUCAAAUAGUGCUCUGCAUUGUUUGUAUCUUUUCGAUAUACAAAAUGGAGUUUGAGAAUCCAUAUUAUCUGAAAUAUUUUGAAAUGGCUAAAAUAGAAUCGAUGUACAGAAUAACUACUGCCCUUUUAAAACUGCCAGACCAAUACUAAAUUAUUUCCACUAGACUUUUAAUCAACAUUGCAACUGGGGGGGACCCACAAAAUAACCUUUUACUUAAGCAGAGUAGCCAAGUAUGAAAAUUUCCCUUCAAAUCUUUUUUUUAAGGAAUUUUUUCUUUGACAUGAGAAACCAAAUCCUUUUGCUGACAAACAUGUAGUCUUUCUUGCACAUCAGUCUGCAGCAUGCAUAGAUGCAAACAAUGUACUGCUGUGUGCUGUACAAACUGGCGUAUUUUACCUUUUUUGAUAACCAAACAACCUGAAGUUUAUAGUAAUGUGGCUUAGUGUAUGCCACAGAUAAAAUGGAUGCUUUACUCUUGUGACAUUACAACAGCUGAAAACAGAUGUGUUAAACUAUUUCGGAAGAAAUUUGGAAUAUAUAUGCAUAUAUACACAUACACUAUAUAUAUGGAAGCAGUGGUUAUAACUGGCUUCUAAAUGUUGCAGAUUCUCAAUAAAUCUGGAGUUGUUUUA
Molecule: messenger RNA, 4597 nt
Organism: Alligator mississippiensis (American alligator)
Lineage: Eukaryota; Metazoa; Chordata; Crocodylia; Alligatoridae
Gene: GPR155
Product: G protein-coupled receptor 155
Exons: 17
Coding region: 261-2801 (846 amino acids)
Biological process (GO): transmembrane transport; intracellular signal transduction
Cellular component (GO): membrane
Source: RefSeq, a predicted model, not a curated record